AUGGAACAGCUGGAAGAUCUUCAAACAAUUUCUCACAUUAAACAUCUGGAGAAAGAUAUUUAUACAAUGAAAACAUGGUCUAGCAGUAUAAUUAAAAAACAAGAAGAACUGCAGAAGAAUUUAACAACUCUCUUUCACGCAGUUUCAAGUGCUGAACAGAAUGUAGCUUCUGUAGCAAAAAACAUAACUUUGACUAUUGUGACAGUAAAAACUGACAUAAGGCGCAUUUCAGGCCUAGUCUCAGAUCUGACUGCGUUGACAGAUUCUUUGCAAACACUGGAAGAUAAAGUAGAAAAAGGUGAAAAGAAGACAGUAAAAAAUCUAGGUGACCUGCUUACCAGUAGCAUCGACCGAAGUACAAAACUACAAAGCUUGGCAUCCAGUAACACAAGAAAAAUUGAGCAAAUUAAGACAGCAUUAUCUGAGCUAAGGAGUGAUUUUAACAAGCAUUCGGGUAGACUUUUGAAUCUCGAAGGUGACAGAGCAAAAGUUCUGAAGACUGUUACAUUUGCAAAUGAUUUAAAACCUAAGAUGUACAAACUUAAAAAGGAUUUUGUCAUCUUGGAGCCAUUAAUAAAUGACCUAACACUGAGAAUAGGAAGAUUAGUGGAGGAUGUAUUACGAUGGGAGAAGGAAAUUGCUUUACUAAAAGAGAAAUUGGCCAAUCUAACGAGUUCAAACUGA
This is a messenger RNA of Phaethon lepturus (White-tailed tropicbird), 684 nucleotides long. RefSeq names its product inhibitor of nuclear factor kappa-B kinase-interacting protein-like. The coding region runs from base 1 to 684 and encodes 227 amino acids. NCBI's taxonomy places the organism in Eukaryota, Metazoa, Chordata, Aves, Phaethontiformes, Phaethontidae. The record is from RefSeq and is a predicted model, not a curated record. The transcript has a single exon.